GAUGCAUAGCAAAGAUGUCACAAUUUGAAAAAAUUCCCCCUGAACUACGUCUACUCAUUUACAGAGAGCUUUUUUCUGUGAAGGAGGUAAUUCAUGUAGGCACUCCAAAGUCGAAAAUGUCUCGGUAUCCGAAUAUCCUCCAGUCGAAUAGAUUAAUUUAUGGCGAAGCUACAGAAAUACUAUACACUGAGACACUUUUGAUCUUACACCUGCAUCCAGACAAUUAUCCUGAGAUUGGAUUUCGUCACAACCCGUUUGAAGAUGAAAGAUGGGAAAAAGGUUACGCAUGGCCAUCAAAAGAUCUUGUGGCUGUGCAAUACGGCGGUGAAGAAUUGAAAGGCUCAAUGGAGCCGCAUGUCUUUGCUAGAUUUCGCCGAGUACUCAUUUGCUUGCAAAGUACACUUGAGGCGCGUUAUGUCGCCUCGUGGGUCAAUCCGGAUAUUUCCAUUGUCGAGGACAUAAAGUCCACAGUUGAGCGUCACCCACAUCCACUCGCGUUUAUUGGCAAACUGCUGAGACGUUCGUUUAAUCUACAACUUGCUGGUUUACACUUGGGCCUAGUGCUUGAUGGACACAAGCUAGAGAAUGUAAACGUUCAGGAUCUUAUAAAGAGGUUCAACAAAUGCAGUGAACAAAUUAUGAAUAAUACCGGCCUAUUGCACGGCUGUGAAAAGAUUAAGGCAUCCCUCCACGCCACCACUCAAAAUCCUGAACAAAAGUGCUCCUUGCUAUCUACGCCAUAUUCGGACUUGGAAAGUCAUCUUUCUCAGCCAAGAUAG
Molecule: messenger RNA, 779 nt
Organism: Talaromyces stipitatus ATCC 10500
Lineage: Eukaryota; Fungi; Ascomycota; Eurotiomycetes; Eurotiales; Trichocomaceae
Exons: 2
Coding region: 15-779 (254 amino acids)
Source: RefSeq, a predicted model, not a curated record